GUGAGAUUGAGAGGCGGGCGGCCACACCGCGCUCCACGCCUGUGACUUGGAGCGAGGAGCACAAAGCAACUAAUCAUGCGAAUAAGAACUGUGAGGGGCAUCCUGUGUAUGGCGGGACUCGUCAACGUCUUCUGGAGCGGGAACUGCGAUCCCUUGGUUCCGCAAUUUCUGCAGGUCCGCGCAACCACGUUUCACAAGAAUUGUCUCUUGGGACACUUCAGCAUGUCACUCCUUCCCAGCAACUUUCCGGUGAAUUUCGAAUGCACUAGGAAGUGCAUGUUGACAAGUGGCUGCAGGCUUUUUUGCGUCGAUCCAAGUACGAUGAGCUGUGACCUCCUGGACUGUUUCGUGUCGCAAUGGUUCCCCGGCGUGACGCCCUCCAGCAACACCGCCACCUUCAAGACUUGCUACUCGUCCUGGGCUGACGCGCGGGACAUCAUCAGGAGCAACAUGGUCACCACUGGCAGUCCCGGCUACAUGGGUAUACCGACCAGCCAAGCCAUCGAUGGGUACAUGAGUCGAUUUGAUUGGAACGUCUCGUGUUUCAGUGCAGUUGGUAACCAGCCUAACUUCAUACAGAUCGACUUUGGGUCAGCAGUUAAAGUGUCUGAAGUGGGUAUAGCUCAUCGCAAUUUGGCUCAGUACUUUCAGUCCGUUGUAGUUCGUUUGGGGAACUCUGCAUCAGAAACCAACGCUGUCAUAGCAACCGUAAAACCUGGAAGUUCAACGGGAUGGACUGUAAUCAGUCUUCCUACUCCAGUUGUUGGUCGGUAUCUGAACUUGAGGUCCAACAACACAGAUAACUUUGAAGUAGGUGACGUUCGAGUUAUCCCAGCAGAGUAAUUCAGUCCACAGAGAUGGUCGGUUUGAUGUUGCUUGAGGUUUCCAGAGAUGUGCGAACUGAUCAGAACACGUCAACAGAUUCAUUUCACAAGAGCAAACAUCGCUUUCGUCGUACCUACAUAAUUACGCCAAAGCGUCGGUGCAAGUUGUACAGGGGAUCCAAUUACGGAAAGAAAUAUUGUUUUUGAGCACUUCACCAUAUGAAACAAAUACAUAUUUAUCAUAUUCUGUGUGGUUGUUUCUGUUUUUGUAUAUUUAUUUCAUUUGUUUGAAGCCUGAUGCCAUGGAUAUAUUUAUAGGAACUUUCGAGUGCGUAUCCACGUUUCUUAUCGUGUCAGUAGGUCUGGACCUGUUAUUUUAUUCUUAGUGGGAGAAUAGAAAAAAAACUGGCAGGGGAGGGUU
Messenger RNA from Hyalella azteca, 1245 nucleotides. RefSeq lists its product as uncharacterized. The transcript has 4 exons. NCBI's taxonomy places the organism in Eukaryota, Metazoa, Arthropoda, Malacostraca, Amphipoda, Hyalellidae. The coding region runs from base 76 to 843 and encodes 255 amino acids. The record is from RefSeq and is a predicted model, not a curated record.